UUAGCUUUCCUUUAUCCAAUGUUAUACGUAGUGAUGUCCUCGCGGAGUUUUAGAACCACAGAUCGGCAUAGGAUGUCACGAAUUAGAGGAAAAAGGGUUUUGAUGUUAGCUGGCUUUUGCUUUAUGUAUAUGGACUUUAUACAUAAGCCAUCCAAUCCCCAUAUGUACAGCAGAACUAACUUAUUCUGCAAUUAAAAAACAUGGCCACCUGGGCAUGCAUGAGCUCUACAUGCACCGCUCAUAAACACUUAUAUAUAAGGGCCUUAAAACCUUUCAAUCUUGCUCAUUCAGAUCUUGCAUUGCAUCACACGUGUACUUUCACUUCCUUCUAAACACCCGCUCAAAUAUCACAGUUACAGAUUGUUGGGAUCGAUGGCGAAAACAAAGAUGUUUAUGCUAAGGGAAGCUAAACGGGUAAACCGGAGCUCGAGCAAGCUGGUUGCAGCUGGAGCAGGUCGUCCAGAAAAACUUGCAGGAAAUGCAGUCGUGAGUGAUGUGAAGAUGGAUGAAUCACCGUACUGGGUUCCACAUCCACGUACAGGCAUAUACUUUCCGAAAGGCCAUGAAUCGGUGAUGGACGAUGUUCCGGAGGGGGCAGCUUCUCUCAAUCAGUUUCAGACCUAUUGGCUGAGGAACGUCGACGGCGUUGAAAGGCCAGAUCCUAACACUCCACACGAUCAUGAUCAGUUUCUAACAAAUAAUUUCUAAUUCCAUUGAUAUAUAUGCUGUGCUGCUUAAUUUGUCUCUGUAACGACAGUUUAUAAUUAAGUACGUAGAAAAUUUGCAGGAAA
Molecule: messenger RNA, 791 nt
Organism: Carya illinoinensis
Lineage: Eukaryota; Viridiplantae; Streptophyta; Magnoliopsida; Fagales; Juglandaceae
Exons: 2
Coding region: 373-708 (111 amino acids)
Source: RefSeq, a predicted model, not a curated record